AUGGCGGCUUGCUCCAUCGCCAAUGUGAAGGUAGUGGAUGGCAAGGAUCGUUGCAGAGUAGAUGAGGACUUCGUGUUUGAGGUGACAUUGGAUGUAGCAGAGCCUCUCAAAGAGGAUUUGGUUUUCCAAUGCGUGUACAUAACUCAUGGUUCAGGUGAUGAAGUGGAGUUAGAGUCCAUCGAUGUGGGCGAUGGACCGGGGUUGCGACAGGGCUUCCUGAAGUUCAACUUUGAGUCUGCCCCUCCUUCGAAAGAAGAUCGAGAGGCACUCUUCGGGAUACUGGCAGAUGGUUUUCAUGUGCUAGUUGCAGGCCUCUACCUGUCUGCCUCGUAUGGAGGAAAGGAGUUCUGCCGGGUUGGCUACUAUGUGCGAUACGAGUAUGACGAUCCUGAGCUCCAGGAGAACCCCCCAGAGAUGGUUGAUUGGAAUCGUGUCCAUCGAGUGCUGAGCGCACCUCGCGUGACCAAAUUUGUGAUUCCUUGGGACGCCAUGGAGGAGUUGGAGAAUGCUGAUGCAAAACAAUACAUAGAUCCUUUUGUGAGGACUUGUUGGACUUGA
Durusdinium trenchii is the source of this 558-nucleotide messenger RNA. Lineage: Eukaryota; Dinophyceae; Suessiales; Symbiodiniaceae. The record is from the annotation of a GenBank genome assembly.